UGACGCUCCAAUUAUUUUCAUCGAGAUUAUUCCGCUACUUCGAUUGAUCUUUGCUGAUGAUGGACCCGAAAUUCGCCGGGAAAUUGAAUCCGGCCCCAUACCUAUUGGGCCGAGCAGACCUCGACCAGAUGCCCGACACACCCACCCGUGGGUCCCGCCAUCGCCGGACCCAGUCCGAAACCUUCUUCCGCUUCCCGGAGCUGGACGACGAUAUCCUCCUCGACGACGUCGUUGCAGACUUCAGCCAUGAAUCCCUCGCCGCCUGCUCUCUGUCCCCUCCCAUGCAGCAGCCGGCCAACUCUGCCGACUCCUCCUCCGCCGCCAUGCCGGCGCGAUCUCCGGAGCUUGCCUUCGACUAUACGCCGGCGACCCAUUUCCGGAGCCUUUCUGUUGAUUCCGACUUCUUCGACGGUCUGGAAUUUGGGGGUUCGUCCUCCGUCGUCAGUGGAGCGGCGACGGCACUCUCAUCGGAGAGGAAGCUUAUGAGUCCGGGCCCACGCCAUAGGCACAGUAACUCCAUGGACGGGUCUUUCGGUACUACGUCGUUUGAGGUCGGUUUUAUCUCGGAGAAGAAAGGCACGGAAGCUGAUAGACUUGCGGAGCUGGCUUUGAUGGACCCCAAGAGAGCUAAAAGGAUCCUGGCAAACCGGCAAUCUGCAGCGCGUUCGAAGGAGAGGAAGAUACGUUACACAAAUGAGUUGGAAAGGAAAGUGCAGACCCUUCAGACUGAAGCCACCACUCUUUCUGCACAGAUUACUCUGCUCCAGAGAGAUACUUGUGGGCUGACUGCUGAGAAUAAAGAACUCAAAUUGCGGCUGCAGGCUUUCGAACAAGAAGCCCAUCUUAGAGAUGCUUUAAAUGAGAGGCUGAGGGAAGAAUUGCAACGGCUUAAGAUAGAAGCAGGUGAGACUCCUCAACCUGCUCACAACGGGAACAACAGCGCGAGUAGAGGAGGGUCGGGCCUUCAAAGCUUUACACACUUUGCCAACUUUGAGGGAGUCCAACAACAGCUUCACACCCGUGGGCACGGCAGGCCCGGAUUCCUUAAUUUUAACCGGAUGGCUUGAUUGAUUACAAUAUGAAAGAUAUCAGUGGUUCUUAACCUGUCCUUAUGUCUGUGUAUAGUUGACGUGUUGCAUAAAAUGUCUCUAAUAACUUCAGUUUCCCGUUUGGUGUACCUAUAUAUGGAGCAUAGACGUUCUUGUUAAAGUUCAAUCACAUUAUUUAGCCAUGUUCACAUUCUCUUUGUAUCCUCUUUUAUUUAUUCGAUCAAUAAAAGCUCUUUUUUCUUAAAAAAA
This is a messenger RNA of Cuscuta epithymum, 1298 nucleotides long. NCBI's taxonomy places the organism in Eukaryota, Viridiplantae, Streptophyta, Magnoliopsida, Solanales, Convolvulaceae. The record is from the annotation of a GenBank genome assembly.